Molecule: messenger RNA, 2679 nt
Organism: Pyrus x bretschneideri (Chinese white pear)
Lineage: Eukaryota; Viridiplantae; Streptophyta; Magnoliopsida; Rosales; Rosaceae
Product: putative disease resistance protein At3g14460
Exons: 3
Coding region: 134-1945 (603 amino acids)
Source: RefSeq, a predicted model, not a curated record
UCGGGGGACAUUACACCUCUCAAGAUUGGAGAAUGUGACUGAAGUUGAAGAUGCAAGAAGGGCUGACUUAAUUAGCAAGGAAGGGAUUGAUUUCUUGCUACUACAAUGGUCGGAAGGGAGUGGCACAAGAGAAAUGGAGGCAGACGUUCUUGACUUGCUACAAGCUCAUAGAAAUCUCAAGGAACUCACCAUCAGGGGAUAUGGUGGUGUGAAGAUUUCUACUUGGGUGGGAAAUCCUUCAUUCACUAAUAUGGUUGUUGUACGCUUACAAGAUUGCUGUAACUGCAAAUUCUUGCCACCACUUGGACAAUUGCCUUCUCUGAAAGAGAUUUCUAUAAAAGGAAUGUCUGAAGUGGAAAAUGUGGGUUCCGAGUUUUAUGGAGAGGGCAGCUUUCCUUUUCCGGUACUAGAGACCCUUUCGUUUCAGAAUAUGCAACGAUGGAAGGAGUGGUUUCCUUGUGAACGACUUCAGGGAAUUAGAGAGUUUCCUUGCCUGAAAAUGCUUUCCAUUGAUGCAUGCCCCAAAUUGGAGGGUACGUUACCUGAGAACAUUUCUUCAUUGGAAAAUCUUGUGAUUCGUGAAUGCGAUCAGUUGGUGGUUUCAGUUGCCAACUACAGAGAACUUUGUGCGUUGUGCGUCCACAGUUGUAAAGGCUUGGUGUAUCAGAGUGCGGUUGAGUUUCAGUUGCUAGAUUUGGAAAUAACUGGUUGUGCAGAGCUGACACCGUCGUUGCAGAGUGAGGAUUCAUUACUGCAAUACUUUACUUCUCUUCACCGUUUGACAAUUGAAGGUAAUUCUCACCUAGUUCAAUUGCAUCACCUGACAUCACUUCAAGAGCUUCACAUUGACAAAUGGCCAAGCCUAGUUUCUUUUCCAGAAGUUGACUUGCCGGCUUCUCUUAAGGAAAUAAAGAUUCGAGGUUGUGAUUCUCUCACGCAUUUUGCAAGAUAUCGUCUACCCCCAAGUUUAAGAAGAAUAGAGAUAAACAGAUGCCAAAAUUUGAAAUCAUUAGUGGAGGACAGAGAUGGUUCUGCAUCAUCAUCUUCUUCUCCUUGUUUGACACAAGAUGAGGAAUCUUGUCUUGAAUACUUGAGCAUAUGGAGUUGUCCAUCUCUGGCGUCUUUGUCAUCUCGAAUCCAGCUGCCCAAGGCGCUUAAGCACCUUCAGAUACACACUUGUAAACAACUGGAGUUCAUAACUGAUACGUUCGACCACAACACUCAUCUUGAAUACAUUCAUAUCUGGUAUUGCCCAAAUCUCAAAUCUUUACCAGAAGGCCUUUGCCACCUUCCCAAUCUUCAGAAGUUGAGUAUUUAUGGUUGUAGAAGUCUUGCUUCGUUCCAGCGGGGAGGAUUUGAGAGAAUAGCUUCCAAUUUGAGAGAGAUUGACAUCACUAAUUGUGAUAAACUGGAGGCCUUACCCAAAGGCAUGCACAACCUCAACUCUCUUGAGAUAUUAAGAAUCCCUUAUUGUGAUGGUUUCAUGUCCUUUAUAGGAGAGGGCUUUCCCCCUAACCUAAUAUCACUUAAAAUUCUGAACCUCAAGAGUUGUAAGCCACUCUUCCAAUGUGGUUUGCACAGACUAACCUCUCUCAGAGAGUUGUGGAUCAGCGGUGAAGAUCCAGAUCUAGUCUUCUUUCCACCUACGGAGAUGGUGCUCCCCAAAUCUCUCAUUAGACUCACUGUUGAAGACUUCCCAAAUCUCCGGUACCUGUCCAGCAAGGGCUUUCAGUUCCUCACAUCUCUUAAAUCUCUUUACAUCUGGACUUGUCCCAAGCUAGAAUCCAUUCCAUAUGAGGGCCAGCUUGUUCCACUGACACAACUUAGUAUCCGUCGUUGUCCUCUGCUAGAAGCGAGAUGCAAACCAGGUAAAGGUCGAUACUGGCGCUCCAUAGCUCACGUCCCUUACAUAUGGUUGGGAGACAGGAGGAUCCUAGCUCCCUGAUAAAAAGUGAUACAAGAGGAAACAUUCAAGCCUACUAUUCUCAUAGUCCCUUCCAGGCAUAUUUGCUUUCAGAGGCUCGGUAUAUUCAGACGUUGUUAUCACUGGAGAAAUUCAAUGUCCGUCAGGUUUUAAGAUCCCCUACAUAAAACGUUUGAGGCUUCCUGAGAAUGUAUUGUCAAGAAACCCAUAUUUCUAUCAAUGAGAAGAAGAGAUGGGGGUUCUGCAUCCAUAAGUGCAUAUUGCCAUAUUCAAGUGGCUGCGAAACAUUCUCUCUUCUUGAUUUCUGCACUUAAAGGAGCUUUCUAACAUGUAUAAUGAAGCGGAAAGGAUGAAAGCAAAGUUGUCUUUGUUACAAUGGCAACGAUUUCUACAGGCGAAAUUGCUCCCGAAUAUGAAGUUUCUGCUGAACAAUGUAGCUCCAGAAGAUGCUAUUGGUGUGCUCUUGACUCUCUACGAUCUACAACAAUUUGUAGAUACAGAAUAUUAUUUAUUCACAAGGCUACUUGGUAUAUUUUGCUUUUGAGCUACUGCUCCUGCGUACUGAAGGUACUGCGGUACCUAAUUUUCGUGUGUUUCAAGGUCCUGAUUAAGGCCUAUUCGAUGGUCAUUUAAAAUCAUAAUUGGACUAUCUGUGUGUGCAUAUGUAUAUCUUUCAUAUUUCUUAAUUUCUUUUGUAUCAUCGCUGAACGCUCGUAUUGAUGCGAAGCUGCUAAUGAAACGCAGAGUUUGAAGAC